Molecule: messenger RNA, 456 nt
Organism: Vicia faba (fava bean)
Lineage: Eukaryota; Viridiplantae; Streptophyta; Magnoliopsida; Fabales; Fabaceae
Source: the annotation of a GenBank genome assembly
AUGGGGUUGGAUUCAUGUAAGCACAACCUCCAUGGAAGAAUACUCUGGCCUAAAGGAUCCACCCCACUUACAGUACAACAACUCAAGACCAAACUUCAAGCACUAUGGAGCUCGCUUCCAAAAUGGGGAGUGACUUCUCUUGGUAAAGGAUUUUUCGAAUUUUCUUUCUCCAGUAUUGAAGAUGUCCGAAGAGUUCGUGCCACUCCAUCUUGGAAUCUCAAUCCUGGUAUUCUGAAGCUUUUCCCAUGGACCAAAGAUUUCAUUCCCUCCAAUAUGAAUCAAAGUUCUGCACAGGUAUGGGUUCAAAUUCAUGGUCUUGCGCAAGAAUACUGGAGACCCAAAAUCAUAUUUACAAUAGCCAGCAGUCUUGGUACACCCAUAUGCAUAGAUUCAUCCUCUAACAAACCCCUAUUAGAGACCUUUUGGACACUUUGUUCGUGUCUCGGUAGAUAUUGA